This is a messenger RNA of Dissoconium aciculare CBS 342.82, 675 nucleotides long. RefSeq lists its product as uncharacterized. The transcript has 2 exons. Bases 1 to 675 code for a protein of 224 amino acids. NCBI's taxonomy places the organism in Eukaryota, Fungi, Ascomycota, Dothideomycetes, Mycosphaerellales, Dissoconiaceae. The record is from RefSeq and is a predicted model, not a curated record.
AUGCCCGUCCUCACUCUUCACAAUUUCACUGCCACCAAUGCAGAAGGCACCUCCGACUUCCAUGCCCUGCUCGAAUCCGCGCGAAAGGCAGUCCGUACCUCAACUCAACACGAAGGCCCAAAGACCCAACACUCCACCAUCGCCAUCGUCCAGAAGCCCGAAGAAAACUCCUUUCAACUCUGGACCGAAUCGACCUCCGCCGACGAUACAAUCGCCAAACACGACCUUUCCCUCCUCGAAACCCUCAAAGACAUCUUCGCCUCCCGCGCGACCUACACCCGCAACCGCAUCGCCAUUCCCAUCUCAGCCUUCAAUCCCUCCAACAACCCCUUCACCUCCAACCUCAUCGAAACCGUCCAAAACAUCUUCCCCUCUGCCCAAGCAACUCCCUCUUUCCGCGAGCGCAUCGAGAAGGAAUUCCGGACCUUUGACGACGCCUAUAUGCCCGGCGUCAGCGGCACGACGGGGCUGAUCGUCGGCUGGACAGAGGACUCCGAGGCCAUUUCGGAGCUGGGUGGGGCGCCGGCGACAUGCAUGUUUGUCGUGAGGGGGUGGAAUUCGCAGGAGGAGUUUGACAAAUCGGUGCAGUCGGAGCAUGCGCAGAAGGCAUUUCCGAUUGUGUUUGGGUGGGGAGCACCGUAUCGAUUGUGGAUUGCUGCUCGUGAAGAUGCCUGA